Podospora pseudopauciseta is the source of this 1988-nucleotide messenger RNA. RefSeq lists its product as uncharacterized. Lineage: Eukaryota; Fungi; Ascomycota; Sordariomycetes; Sordariales; Podosporaceae. The transcript has 2 exons. The record is from RefSeq and is a predicted model, not a curated record. The coding region runs from base 1289 to 1720 and encodes 143 amino acids.
GCUGCCCUGGCCGACUCGAAUCUACUAUCGGGAUCAGUCCCAAACCGAUCAAAUUUAUCCCUCUUUUCCUUAUCCCCCAAGACACUGAACGCUCUCGCGACCAUCUUGAACGCCUCGUCCGCGUGCUCGUGCCCGUUUUUGUCGGGGUGUGUCAGGAGGGAGAGCUUGCGGUAUGCCUUUUUCACCUCGGAGUCGGUGCAUGUUUUUUGGAUGUCGAGGAUCUCGUAGAAGGCGGUGGGGGAGCAGCGGCGGAUGCGGAGGACGGCGGCUUUUUGGUCGGGGGUAUAGGUGCGCGAUUGGGAGCCUUGGUUGUGGCCGUUGUGGGUGGAGGAGGUGCCGGCUGCUGUGCGGGAGCGGGCGGUGCCGUCGCUGGCGGAGGCGCCGGAGGUUUUGGCUUCGGGCAUGGUUGCCCUUGGGACUGCGGUGGUGUUGAAGUGGUGGUGGCGGUGGUGGUGUAGUAAAGGGGGUGAUGUUGGAGUUGGUAUCUAUCGGCUGUCGGAGACGGGGGGAGUCGCAAGACCGGUUGGUGGAAUCAGGGUUAUCUGUCGCAACAAGAAUUCUCUCUUCUGAGAUUGGGAGAGCGAUGAUAAAAAGCAACAAGAACUGCCUCUGCGAAAAGAGAGGUCGUAAAAAAGUUAGAUUGCGAUUGGAUCUUGCAGAGUCGAACGCAAGCGAUACACCACUGGUGACAGACAGCGACAGGAGGACACACCGGAGAGCGUGGCUUUUUUGGAGACCGCCGCACACUGACUGCAGCGCCCCCACACUCGCUUUUCUAUAUCACCCCCACGAACAACGUCCUUCCAGAAGUUGAAAUGAAACGCGGAAGCCAGAAAAAAUAAGACGAUAGAUUUGUUGAAUAUAGUUCAAUUCAGACAUCUAUUUUCCAUUGUGAAUCCAUCACACCCCUGUGACACUGGUGAGUGAACUCUUCCUCCUGCUGCUGUUCCAGAACCAUCUGAUUCUCCAGGUGCCAGGGACAACAACCCGUUGGCCCGUGCGUGACGUUUUUUUCCCCGGCAGGGGGCGCUGUAUCGGUUGCUUAGUCAUCUCGCUUGCCCUGUCGCAGCGGCAGAACCAGCCAAACGACGUCACUGGUUUUUGGGGGAAAAGUUCAUUAUGGAUUUGUGUGAGUGAGUGAGUGAAGAGUGAAGCGAGUGAAGUGAGCGACAACAUGUGGAGAUGAGACGACGAGAUAUUGGAGACUUACGACCGCACUGAAGCUCUCUAGUCAAUCGAAUACUCAGAUACCCGUCUUGAAACCGUCGACCAAAUACCAGUGCUCAGAAUGGCUUCAACAAACCAAGACAAAGUCACCUUCCGUGACACCAUCCGCGCCUGGGGCACAUCCUCCAUCCCCCCAAUGACCCUCUCCUCCCUAGCCCUAGCCCUCCACCUCCGCCCUUUCCAGCCCCUCCCCUUCCUCUUCUCCCCCCUCCUCGCCUUCUCCUCCUACCUCACCCUCGCCGGCUUCAAAGUCGACGGCGCCGGCACAAACGCAGCCUGGUCAGGCAUCUACGUCCUCCUCGCCUCCCGCCGCUCACCCCCGGGCGGCGUCCGCCAAAAGUUCAUGUCCCUCCGCGGCGGCGUCCGCGGACUCGCAAUGGGAAUCGGCGCCAUCAACACCGUCUGCGGAGCCUACGUCUACGCUACCGGCGACCGCAAGGCAGAAGAAGAAGAGAGGAGGGAAGUAAACAGGUGGGGAGUGUAUGAUGAUUGAAACUUGUUACUCAAAACUGGAGAUAAAAAGACUGAAAAAAGGGGGAGAUGGCAAUAGGAUUUCGACGAUAUGGCAUGCGAGUUCAAGGAUGGAAUGACACAAGGCUGGUUGUUUGUCUUCUCAAAAUUUGCAUAGUUUCUAUCGACGCUCCUCCCACCAGUUGCCCGGCAAAAGAAGCACGGCAGCCACACCUAGCCAAAAAACUCAGCAUGGACAUACCCGGGGCAGGUAAUAUCACCCCCAUGUCUCUGUCUUGUACAUAUAAAAU